Molecule: messenger RNA, 1314 nt
Organism: Hydractinia symbiolongicarpus
Lineage: Eukaryota; Metazoa; Cnidaria; Hydrozoa; Anthoathecata; Hydractiniidae
Exons: 2
Coding region: 875-1258 (127 amino acids)
Biological process (GO): proteolysis
Molecular function (GO): metalloendopeptidase activity
Source: RefSeq, a predicted model, not a curated record
CAUCGAGAGAACUAGACUUAAUUCUUACAUUAGCCUAAGGUAGUUAAAAUGACACUCCAAAUAUUUAAAUUUUUCGUAGUAGCUUUUGAGACACAAAAGGAGCAUUGUAGGUACCCCUAUACUACGACGCAAAAACUGUUAACACUCCAUAUUUGUUUUCACAGGUCGUUAAAUCCAUGGAAUAAAACAAUAUAGCAAAUAAUAUAUAUAACAAUAUACAUAUACAGUAAUGAAUUAACCAGUGAUACUAAGAGGAAUGGGUUAGAGAGAAAGUAUAUUUCUAUAGAAUGGCGUGUAAUAAACGGACCACUUAAAACGUCAAUGUAGACGAAAUUAUACACACCUUAGAACCACACAGACGUCUAGACCACCCUUUUAUGAAUAAUUAAUGUUUUAUGAUGAAUUUUCUCCUUUUUUUUAUUUUUAUUUUCAAAAAAAAAAGAAAAAUUUUCCUUCGGUAUUCUCUUUGUUGAAAAAUGUUAUUUUACCAGCUUUAAGAAGGUAAUUAAUACCUCUAAAAAAAUUCAAAGCUAGCUUUGACCGGCUUUUUGUGCACUAAGUUUGUAUUUGUUUUAUUAAAAAACUUGAGUUAAAAGCAAGGUAAGUUUUUAUAUCGAAUAAAUAUGGAUAUCCAAUAUAUGUAGAAAAAUUUUCUGUCAUUUUCAGUUAUAUUUAGAUACUUAGUAUUAUAUUUAAGAUGAUUUAAGAUUUGUUUUUGUCAUUAGUGAUCAUAAACGUAUUCACUGCCACUAGCUCGACUUCUGUCUAAGCCAUUGAAGUCGAAAACCAACCUCUGAAGUAGCCCCUUUAAAUACUUAGCUGUCAAUUACUUAUUUUUGAAACCCUGAUAUUUUACUUGGCGCAGUGAUUUAAAAUGGAACAGGACUUUUUACUAAAUCAUAAUAUGUUUCAUUUUGUAGGUAAGCAUGGUCACCACCUAAAUCUAAUACAAAAAUUAAUAGAGGCUUUGGAAGAAAACACUUGUUUGACGUUUAGACACAGAGUGGGAAGUGAUGAAACAUAUUUGGAAAUAUGGGGUUAUACCUAUAACGGAUGUUCCAUCAGAAAAAAAAACGAUCAAGUAAAAGUAAAAGACUGGCCGCUACCAAAAUCCACGGAACAGUUAUUGCAAAUUGCAGUAAUAAUGAUGGCUAAGUGUCUUGGUAUUGUGCUACCAACGUCAAGGGUUGACAGGGACAAAUAUGUGGAUAUCGAUAUGGCAAAUGUUAUUCUUGAAUACAAAGCAGGUACAGACUAGUUUGUGCAAAACAUACUGUUUCAUACGUUAAAAACAACAGCAGAUAUUUUUAAACA